This is a messenger RNA of Schizosaccharomyces octosporus yFS286, 2671 nucleotides long. RefSeq names its product transcription factor Atf1. The record is from RefSeq and is a predicted model, not a curated record. The coding region runs from base 599 to 2233 and encodes 544 amino acids. Lineage: Eukaryota; Fungi; Ascomycota; Schizosaccharomycetes; Schizosaccharomycetales; Schizosaccharomycetaceae. Gene Ontology annotation, biological process: regulation of transcription by RNA polymerase II. The transcript has 2 exons. Gene Ontology annotation, molecular function: DNA-binding transcription factor activity, RNA polymerase II-specific; RNA polymerase II cis-regulatory region sequence-specific DNA binding.
GCCAUCUACUAUACACGCAUUCAAGGGCUUGAGAGAAAAAUAAAAGAGAAGGCCCAUUGAAACUAUAUAUGAGCGACUUUGUUGAACAAAUUUGACGAGUCUUCGAUUCUUUCAGUUUUUGAGCGUUGACCGAGUUUUUUCAUCAUUUUUAUAUAGUGCUCAUCGCUUAAGUACACCUGAAUAACGAUUUCAUCAGUUCAUGACGAACACCUUGACUCUCCACCCCGGACCUAAACCAAAUAUAAUUUGACUUGAUAAUAAUAAAGUAUUACUAGUUUGUUUUGAGUUCCUCUUGACGUUCUGAUACAAUUACUUCCGCCUGGUCAUAGCUUAAUUCGGUUCUUUCCCCCCUCGAAUCAUUUUCUUUCACUUUGUUCAAUUCGUUCUUCUUUCCUCCUACAACUUGCACUAUUGUCUUUGUUACUUACUACUACACAAAUUUUGGGAUUCAAUUGACUUGAAAUAAUCGGAUUUCUUCUACUGUCAUCUAUUGUCAUAUACUGGUAUUGAACACACUGUAAUUUUACUCCUUUAUUUAUUUUUUGUUUUUUUAUUCUAUAUUCACCAAUUUUUACGUCUACUCUAUUCAGCUUGCAUCAUGUCUCCUUCACCCAACAACGCCCCUAACAACUACAAUUCUUCUGAAGUCCCUCCCAACCUUAAUUCAAAGUCUGCCGUGAAUAAUAAUAAUAAUCCUGUCCCUAACAACAUAAGUAUUCCUUCUACGCAGGCUCCUCAACAAUCGCAGUCAAACGAUGCUGGUGAUUCACUUGAACAGCCUGCAGGUGUGACUCCUUCUUUUGUUGGUUCAUUAAAACUGGAUUUUGAACCUAACCCUUUUGAGCACUCUUUUGGCUCGACUCCUUCAGUAAACCAACAUCCAGGUUCUUCUACGAGUCGCCCUGUUCCUUCCGCAAUUCCUCCUUCUCUUUCCCGUACUUUACUUCCCCCCGUAUCUUCUAUUGCUUCUCCAGAUAUUUUGGGUGCCCCUGGUAUUGCUUCUCCUCUUGCGUAUCCUGCUUGGUCUGGAUUUAGUCGUCCAGGUGCUCAAAACCCCCUUUCUCCUGCUAUUUACGAUGCCACCCUUCGACCGGACUAUCUCACUCCUUCCGAUCCCUCCUCGAUGGCUAUGGGAUCAAGGUUUUCUUUUGGCACUGGAUUUACCCCUGGAGGUAAUGAAUCCUUCCGCUCUUUUUUGACACCAACAGGUGCCGGCUUUCCUGCACCUUCCCCCGGAACUGCUAACCUUUUAGGGUUUCAACCCUUCGAUGCACAGUUCCCUGAUCAGUAUCGGUUCACUCCUAGAGAUGGUAAGCCUCCUGUUUCGGCCGGUACGAAUGGAGAACAGUCUGAUUAUUUCGGAGCCAAUGCUGCAGUUCAUGGUCUUUGCUUACUUUCACAAGUCCCUGAGCAGCAACAACAAAAAGUACAACAGUCCAUUCCGAAUGAGACGGAUCCUUCGACAUCGGCAGCUGUUGCUAAUUUGCUGAAACAAUCUCAAUCUCAACAAUAUCCCGAGUCUAUCCGUUCGUCUUUUACGAACAAUGGUAAUAAUCCCAUGGAGUCCCACAAUAUGGGACAACAACCAUACUAUAUAAAUGCCAAUCAAAUGCGUGGUGACAUGCAGCCUUCAGUGUAUGGUGAAACGGUUAACCCCGCGGAUCCUUCUCUGAAUUUACGUUCCUCUAACAACUAUGAUAUGCACAUGAACAACAUGUCUCACAUGGGUCACGGUGGAAAUAGAGAGGUAUCUGGCAACGGUAUGCCAGUUCAAGUGAAAUCAGAAAACAAUGAGCCUCAAGAGUCCCAACCGCGUGGUAUGUCGAAUGUAUCACCUUCAGGAUCUCCCAGCGAGACUGACAUGAAGGAUCUUGACGGUUUCAAUGGCGAUAGCAAUAGUAAGAGUGGCUCGACUCCUCGUCGAAAUUCAAAGAAUGAAACUGAUGAUGAAAAGCGGAAAAGCUUUUUGGAACGUAAUCGCCAAGCUGCUCUCAAAUGUCGCCAACGCAAAAAGCAAUGGUUAUCCAAUCUUCAAGCGAAGGUUGAGUUUUAUGGAAAUGAAAAUGAGAUUUUGAGUGCUCAGGUUAGUGCUCUGAGAGAAGAAAUUGUCAGUUUGAAAACACUGUUAAUUGCUCAUAAGGAAUGUCCGGUUGCAAAGGGCAAUUCUGCGGCAGUAGCUACAACAAUCAUCGGAAACGGUGAUAUGUCUCAACGGAUUAAUUUAGGUUAUUAGUUCUUAAUAUUUAAUCGUGAAUGAGAAAUCCACACUUUAAUUGGUUGGUUAAUGUGGAUUUGGAAAAAGCAAGUAAUGCCAUAGAAAGGCAUCCUAAAUUGAAGUUACCGUUUGACACGGUUCAUUUAAUUAUUAAUGAUUGGAAUAAUUUUGAAAAUAAAAGGCCCAUUUACUUUUCAGCGCUUUUUUAUUCUUGCUGAAAUGUAGUUUGGAUUUCAGAUACUUGUUUGUCGACAACCUGCUGUUGAUUUGUUAAUUUACGCAAGAAAUUAGGUUUAUUAUUAUGUUCAUGUAUGAUAAUUCUUUUGAAUCGCUUACUGUUUUUAUUAUAAGAAAAAAAAAGAAAAGGAUGUUUGCAGUGACGGAUAUCUUUGAAAUUACAAAGGGACGAAUGAAAGCAGACUGACUUUGACAGAACAUUUAGUAAACAAAUUUAAA